CAAUCACCUGGCUGUUGAUUCGCUCCUCUCCCGUUCUCUCUGUCAUUCCAAGAUGUACUCAUGUCCUAGAUGGGUAUUGAGGCUUCUUACUGCCUUUCUUUCCCUUGCUUUGGCCACGAAAUGCGGGGCAAUCCUGGUCAACGUCACCAUCGAUGACAGCCUCCCUGACCCAGUCACGGGCGCUGUAUUCACUUACUCACCGGCGGAGGCAUGGCGGGAUGGAAGGAUACCUUGUAGCGGCUGUACCGCACGUCCUGAGCCUCUCCUUUUGCACGACAGAACCUGGCACGACAGCACAUUUAAUCCUCAACCGGGUAGUAAUGACUUUCCAAACACACCCCUUCUCGCUUCGGUGAAGUUCUCUGGCACUGCGAUCUAUGUCUACUGCGCUCUGGCACGAACUAUCAGUGGGCCCACUGGGCUUAGCGAUAUGACAUUCUUCAUCGAUGGUCAGCAAGUGGGUAGAUUUAUCAACAAUCCGCCAGGUACUCAAGGAUACGACUACGACGUCCUCGUCUACCAUAAUACAACCAUUCCCGCCGGAGACCAUGAAUUCACACUCCAGAAUGGAAAUAAAGACGGGCCCAAGGCUCUGGUUUUGUUCGAUCGUAUCGUAUAUACAUACGACAAUGGGCUCAAAAGUGAAGAACAGCGCAAGUCAGAACUGGCGGCAAUUUUGGGAGGGACGCUCGGUGGGUUGGCAGUGCUCUGCACUGUGGUCGUCGUGUUCGCUUUCUGGUUCUUCCGAGUCAGAAAAAGGCGAAGCAAGGCGCAGUCCCCGAUCCUAGAAACCUCGGACUGGGAUGAUCCUCGUUAUCACGGCCAUGCACUUGGCGCAUCUGUGACCGCGUACCAGGCUGGCUCUGCUCCUUCCUGGCCCCCAGCGCCCGCUCACGGCAUACCCGCAAUGAGCAUUGCUGGUCAUAGCCAAGCGUCAGCCCCAGCGUCCAAUUCAGAUUCGUUCGAUCCAUAUUCAUCGAUUCAAUCAGGUGCUCCCAACGGGGUUUCUGAUGAACCUCCCAGCUACUACAACGACGGGAUGCAACCAACUACGACUUUCCGGAAAGGAAGGUAG
This is a messenger RNA of Coprinopsis cinerea okayama7#130, 1075 nucleotides long. RefSeq lists its product as hypothetical. Lineage: Eukaryota; Fungi; Basidiomycota; Agaricomycetes; Agaricales; Psathyrellaceae. The coding region runs from base 53 to 1075 and encodes 340 amino acids. The transcript is spliced from 5 exons. The record is from RefSeq and is a predicted model, not a curated record.